This is a messenger RNA of Phoenix dactylifera (date palm), 2925 nucleotides long. The record is from RefSeq and is a predicted model, not a curated record. NCBI's taxonomy places the organism in Eukaryota, Viridiplantae, Streptophyta, Magnoliopsida, Arecales, Arecaceae.
AUGGAGAGGGAUUGGGAGACCUAUGCAGUCGACUCCCAGGGGCUGUCGGGGGGCAUCUUGGUUUUAUGGAGGCGGGGUGUGGCGACAGUCGAUGUCUUCCACAACUGCUCCCAACAAGUCAUUAUGAUCAUAUCACGACCCGACGUCGCUCCAUGGGUACUAUGUGGUGUGUAUGCUAGUACGGACCACCGAGCUAGGAGAGUCCUCUGGCAGGAGAUCACCAACCUGACCGCCCAGGGCAUUCCGGCGGUAGCUAUUGGUGAUUUCAACUGUAUCCAGAGUGAGGAUGAGAAGCGGGGGGGGGCGCGGCUUUUACGGAUCGAGUGGAUAGGAGAGAGUUUCGGGACUUUGUGUCGCGGAACGGCCUGGUGGACGGAGGAUGAGGCGGCCAGUGAUGGGGACCCUCCUCUGACGGUGGACGUGGGUAUUGGUGAUUCUGAGAGCGUACUCCUGACCUGGCCAGUGUCGGCACAGGAGGUACAGGAGGCAGUAUGGGCUUUGGCCGCAGACAAGGCCCCGGGACCUGAUGGUUUCCCCCCGUUCUUCUUUCGGCGGUAUUGGGGUAUUAUCCGACCAGCGGUGGUGGAGGCUAUCCAGUGUUUUUUUGCCCAGGCAGCUACGCCUGAGGACUGGAAGGCCACAUUCAUCACGCUAAUACCUAAAUGCCAAAAUGCGGCCAAACCUUGUCACUUUAGGCCCAUCAGCUUGUGCACAACCCUAUACAAGGUUGUCGCAAGAAUUAUGGUAGGCAGAAUGAAGCCCCUCCUGUCUGGUAUCAUUAGCCAGGAGCAGGGGGCCUUUGUGGCUGGCAGAAAUAUUUCUCAUAAUAUUAUGCUGGCCCAGGAAAUGAUGUGGGAUCUCCGACGCGCAUCGAAGCGACACAGUCUGAUGGCAGUCAAGCUGGAUAUGGAACGGGCUUACGACAGGAUCAGGUGGAGCUUUCUUCAGCAGGCGUUGGAGGCUUACGGCUUCCCCAGGCAGUGGAUCGGCUGGGUUAUGGGGUGUGUUCGGGGGCCAAAGUUCUCUAUCUUGGUCAACGGCACACCGUCACCUUACUUUGAGUCCUCCAUAGGGCUACGGCAGGGAUGUCCUUUAUCCCCUUACUUGUUUAUUAUUUGUGCUGAUAUCUUAUCUCGGUCUUUGCAGAGAGUGUGCGCCAGCCGUGAGUUGGAGGCCUAUACCCCAGCCACGGGGGCUCGCCCUAUCACACAUUUACUUUUUGCUGACGACUGUCUUCUUUUGGCCAGGGCACGGACUACAGAGGCUCGGGUCCUUCGCAGGGUGGUGGCGGCAUACUGCGCGGCGUCCGGACAGAGAGUGAACUUCUCCAAAUCCACCAUCUCCUUCAGCCCCAGCACAGAGAGCGGAGUCAGACAGGAGAUCAGAGGGAUCCUCCAGAUACCGGAGCAGGAGGGGAUGCUUACCUACCUAGGCGUGCCUAUCACUGGCCGGCGACUGCGGGUGGCAGAGUGCUCCGGGUUGGUACAGCGAGUCCAGAGCAGGCUGGAGGGAUGGAGGGCGUCCUCAUUAUCCAUGAUGGGGAGAGUGACACUGGUCAGGGCAGUGCUGGGAUCUCUACCGGUUUACCUCAUGGCCAACACAGUGGUUCCCAAGACGAUCCUGUUAAGGAUCGAGCGCCUUCUUAGGGAUUUCCUGUGGGGGUCAUAUGGUGGAGGUCACGGAGUGCACCUGGUUGCCUGGGAGCAGGUCUGCCGCCCCACUAGUGAGGGCGGUCUGGGAGUGCAGUCCCUUAUUGAGAGGCGCGAGGCUUUCAUUGCCCGGCAUGCGGCUCGGUUCAUCUUAGAGCCACAUGGCCUCUGGAGUCAGGUGAUGGCAGCUAGAUAUGGCCGAGGGGUUUCAGGGGUGGCACAGCGGGGCCGCCGAGCAUCCUUCAUGUGGCGUGAGAUCGGGAGGCACCUGCCGUCAGUAUCGGCACACAUCAGGGUUCUGAUUGGCGACGGCCGGAGUAUUGAGGUGGCUAGCGACUCAUGGGUGGACUCCUUGGCCCUGAGCCGCUGGCCAACUAUGUUUGACACAGAGGCAGUUGAGGGAUUACGGGUGUGCGAUCUCUUUGUACCAGGAGGGGCAGUAUGGGAUGAGGCCAGACUCAGGCUAUUGUUCGGGGUACACCUAGCUGCGAGGAUCCGAUCCCUCCCAUUACCAGGAUGUGGGGGGCCAGACGUCAGGGUGUGGGGCACCUCGAGCCAGGCCAGUGUCAGGUUGAGAGACAUCACGCGCGCCAUUCAGUCAGGGUAUGAGCCGGGGCCGGACUGCACCUGGAUUUGGAGGUCCGGACUUCAUUCGAGGGUUGCUCUCUUUCUAUGGAAGGUGUUCUGGAACCGACUUCCUACGAGAGCAGAGCUGAGCAGGCGAGGUUGGGGGGUCCCUGCUGAGUGCGGGACGUGCGGAGUUGAGGAGUCAGCGGACCAUGUGCUCUUCCAGUGCACAUGGGCGCGGACGACAUGGCAGUGGGCUGGGAUCCCGCGGGGGGCCCGGAGUGAGCGGCUACAGUUUCUCAGGGUGACACGGCAGUGGUUAGCCAGUUCACGGACCCGUGAGGAGGGCAUUAGAGCUACUUGCACAGCGCUUCAGAUCUGGCUGGCAAGGAAUGCCCGCACUCUCGGUGAGCGCAGGGUGUCACCGAGGUUUGUGGCAGAGCUUGCUAGAGCACAGGCCUUGGAGAUCAGACCUGGCCUCUCUACAGAUAGACCUUUGACAGCUCGGGACACCUGGGGUUCCCCCUGCCUCGGCAGCUUCCCAAUCAGAGGCCACCGCGUUCGUCCGAUGGACCCCACCAGCUUACGGUGGACCGCUUUUCACAGCGAGGCUGCGGGCGCGUUGAGCUCCUCCGAUUCGCAUCUCGGCCUCCUGCUAGAGAGCGAGACGGGUAGGAAAAACGCUCUCGGACAUCCUAUUCCCCCCUGA